Molecule: messenger RNA, 1709 nt
Organism: Salvia splendens (bonfire salvia)
Lineage: Eukaryota; Viridiplantae; Streptophyta; Magnoliopsida; Lamiales; Lamiaceae
Product: beta-glucosidase 13
Exons: 15
Coding region: 4-1635 (543 amino acids)
Biological process (GO): carbohydrate metabolic process
Molecular function (GO): beta-glucosidase activity
Source: RefSeq, a predicted model, not a curated record
CAUAUGGCUUUGCAAUGUGUGUUAGUUUUCAUGUUUUUGGUUUGUUUACUCUGCAAAGAAGUAGUUCUUGUCUCUUCUCACUCAAUUCAUUGUUCAAACCUCAAUUCCAAACAACCUCUCCAUCAAAUAUCCGAUAGAGAUGUUGAUAACAGAGAUAAAACAUUGGAUUCAUGGAGCAUUUUAAAUCAAGAAACUGCAGGUUAUAAUAAUUGGUCGAAGUCAAAUCUGAAUCGAAGCAGCCUCCCACCAGAUUUUAUAUUUGGAGCUGCGUCAUCGGCCUAUCAAUAUGAGGGUGCUGCAUUUGAAGGCGGGAAAGGAAAAAGUAUAUGGGACACAUACAGCCACACGCCAGGUAAAAUAUCAGACGGGAGCAAUGGAGACGUGGCUACAAACUUCUACAAUCUAUAUAAGGAUGAUGUGAAGUUGAUGAAGGUUUUAGGAAUUGAUGCUUUCAGAAUGUCCAUUUCUUGGCCUCGAAUAUUACCUCGUGGGAAGCUAAGUGAGGGAGUCAACAAAGAAGGAGUAGCCUUUUACAACAACGUCUUCAAUGAGCUCAUAGCAAAUGGUAUAACCCCAUUUGUGACACUAUUUCAUUGGGACGUUCCUCAAGCACUAGAAGAUGAGUAUGGAGGCUUCCUAAGUCCACUCAUUAUAGAUGAUUUUAGAGAUUUUGCAGAAGUUUGUUUCAAAGAAUUUGGCGAUCGGAUUAAGCAUUGGAUGACGGUAAAUGAGGCAUAUAUAUUUGCUGUAACUGGAUACGAUGGAGGUUUGUACGGACCGUUAGCGCCUGGGAGAUGCUCCUCUUGCCCUCGAGGCGACUCUGCAAUCGAACCUUACAUUGUCGCUCACCAUUUGCUUCUCUCUCAUGCGACAACUUUCAAAUUAUACAAACACAAAUAUCAGGCAACUCAAACGGGAGAAAUAGGCAUAACACUAGUAUCCAACUGGAUUGUACCUUAUUCGAGCACCGAUCUCGAUAUCAAAGCUGCACAACGAGCCCUUGAUUUUAUGUAUGGAUGGUUUAUGAAUCCAAUAGUAUAUGGAGAUUAUCCAGCAAUAAUGCGUUCCAUUGUAAAAAAUCGGUUGCCAAAAUUUACAGAGGAGGAAAGCUUAAUGUUAAAAGGGUCAUUUGAUUUCAUAGGAUUAAACUAUUAUACAGCAAAUUAUGCAGCACAUGUCUCCACUCCCAAUCCCAAUAUUAGCUGCUCCACUGAUAAUAUGGUUCAUCUUUCGUCGGAUAUUGACGGUGUACCAAUCGGUGAUCCGACUGCAGUUGGCGUUUUCUAUGUCUACCCACAAGGACUUCAUGAUAUUCUACUCUACACCAAGCAAAAAUAUAACAUUUCCAAAACUAUUUACGUAACAGAAACAGGUAUAGGUGACUUUUACAAUAGCAGUACAGAAGACCAACAACGAAUUGAUUUUUACUAUGGUCAUAUUAGAGCUGUUCAACAAGCCAUUGAGAAGGGCGUAAAUGUAAAAGGCUUUUUUGCGUGGUCAUUUUUGGACAAUUUUGAAUGGGCGUCGGGUUACACGAUUCGAUUUGGGUUUUAUUAUGUGGAUUACGAGAAUGAACUUAAAAGAAUUCCUAAACGAUCUGCUUUAUGGUUUAAGAAUUUCCUCAAAUACAAGUAAAAAUGUACUUGUGAGAGAUUAUGGAUUUGAAUCUAUUGUGAUACAAAAGUAAAAAUUGUUAUUUAAUUUAUUUA